AUGUCUGAAUCAGAUAGUGACUUUGCCAACGAUGAUGACGAUGAUGAACUUUUGCAGCAAUACCUAGGUAAAUCACAAGCUCCAAUAAAUCUUUUGACAACAGGCGACGAAGAUACAACACUCGAACAACAUCAUCAAGAACAACAUCCUCAGCAACACAUCAACAACAACCAGCCUAUUGCUUCCCAGUUUCUACAACAACCAAUAGACAAUGAAAUACAGGCUAAAUUGUUUCAAGCCGAUGGUGAGAUUGCUACUUUGAAAGCACAGUUGAUUCUGUUGCAAAAUGCCAAACGUGAUGAAUUAAAUACGCUACGGCAGUCAUAUGAUGCGUUUAAAAAGAGCAAAGAAGAAGAAGCAGCGGCAUUGAGGGAUGUUGUAUUGAAACUUGAAGAUGAUCGCAAGUUCCUAAAGAAUGAGUUGGUGACAACAAAUGCUUUGAAGAAGAGAAAGAUUAACGGUAAUGACAACACCAACAGCUCACAACAGACAAGACCUCAAGUGAGUACAGAGAUGGAUCAGCUGGUAUUUGAAGCAAGCCUCGAAUCAGAAGGGACGUCUAUCCCUAGUCAAACAAUACAAAAAGUGAUUCGAGUUCAACAUGAAACUUCGGCAUUAAUUGAUCAAAUUUGGAGAUAUUGCAUCCCUGGUAGUAAGCGAUCGACGAUUGAAUACUUGUCAAAGAUUUGUUUUAAUUUUGAUAUUGACACAUUAUACGGAUACAAGUUGGAAAAGAAAACAGCAAUAGCGUCAUUCAUUAGUAAUGUUUUGAUGUCAAUGAAAGCAGCGCGAUUAGAUGAAUUGAUUGAAAAGCUUUCGUUGUUGGUGUUGGACAUUAUUCGUCAAGUAGUUGCUCAGAAGGCUACAUUAUCAGUGCCAUUCCUAUUGUCAUUGAUUUAUUGCACCAUUAGCUUUAGGCCUGUUGCUGUUACCAAACCAGUGAUCAUCAAAUUAAUACAUGACUGUUGCGAAUUGGCAAUGAGUUACACGUUUCUAUUAAAUCCCAACUUGGAAGAAGAGGCCGACUUUGGCAACUAUCACGAUGUCCCUGACCAAGUUAUUGCCAUUGAGCGAUUCAUUCUCAUUUGUUGCUUAGAAUUGAUUGAGAAAUUAACAGUCAUUAGCUCCAUUUACGAUGCUGAUUUCAUUCGCCAAGUUUGGACUGAUCAAACUGUCAUACCAAAAGCUCUUGUAACCUCGUGUUUACCGCAAAAUGUUGAACGGUUUAAAUCGACAGCCCAAAUAAAUUUAGUGUUUAAUGUUGUCGAAAUCCUUCUUGCUUCAAUCACUGAAGAUACAUUUGGGUUUAAUGAAGCUGUAUCCGACUUUAACAUGAUUCUGUCAUUGAUGAGGAUAUUCUUGAUUGAUGUCCCCAUUAAAGACGGAUUUCGAUUUUACGGAUUGAAUCGAUUCAAUGGCAACAAUUACGAUUUGAAGGUGAUUGAUUUAACAAUACCCAUCAAACAUGACAAUUUACACAACUAUCUAGUGUCCAUUCCACAGCCAGUUUACAAAAACUUGGACUCUGAUUUGAACCAAAAGGAGAUUCAACUUCACCAUGAAGCUCAUCUUUUAAACCUCAAAAUCAAAGUGUGUGAGUUGUUUCAGUCCCUCAUUAUAUCCAAACAAACUAUAGAUUUUCUCAUUGACAAGGAGCAUUUCAAAUCAUUUGUGAGAAUCAUUCAUUUUGAACAAACUUAUAUGGCAAAUGAUCCACGAUCACCAACACUUCAUUCGCGUGUGCAUUUAAUUGGUCAAAUUGUUAAAAUAAUGAAUUAUUUAACUCAAGAUCUACACGAAGCAAGUGAUUUGAUCUAUAGUGAAACCAUGUAUGAAAUGUUUGUUGCAUUACUGCGGAUUGCAUUUGGUGCUGAUUCAUUAUCAUUGGAUGCUCACAAGUUGUUGGUGAAAAUACGAACUCAAGGACAUUUUGACAUCACUAUAUUCAAUAAAUCGUGUGAAGUGAGAGCUAGACAAUUGAAUCAUUUAACAGCAAAAGAUUUUAUUAGUAAGAAUGGUGGCAAGCUAGUUGCCAAUGUUGAAAGUGAUUAUGCUAAUGGGUUGGAGUUCCCUUAUGAGGCAGAGACGGUUGAAUUGAGUCGAGAGAUUUUGAAUCGAUUUGUUAACCAUGAGGAAGCGGAUAAUUUAUAUUUCAACAUGAAUUUUGAAUCACAAGACAAUGGAGAUGAUGAUGAAAAUGAAAAUUUCAGUGAUCUUGACAUGGAUAUAUAG
Lodderomyces parapsilosis is the source of this 2232-nucleotide messenger RNA. RefSeq lists its product as uncharacterized. The transcript has a single exon. The record is from RefSeq and is a predicted model, not a curated record. Gene Ontology annotation, biological process: DNA damage checkpoint signaling. Bases 1 to 2232 code for a protein of 743 amino acids. NCBI's taxonomy places the organism in Eukaryota, Fungi, Ascomycota, Pichiomycetes, Serinales, Debaryomycetaceae.